This is a messenger RNA of Clunio marinus, 315 nucleotides long. NCBI's taxonomy places the organism in Eukaryota, Metazoa, Arthropoda, Insecta, Diptera, Chironomidae. The record is from the annotation of a GenBank genome assembly.
AUGAAGCUUGAUCUGACUUCCAGAAGCAUUAUUUAUAGAAGAAUCUGGAAUGUGAGAAGUGGAUCUCAAAAGCCCACAAACAACGAUGAUUUUGGGUUCUUGAAUCAGAAACUGUUAUACCUUUUUGGAUAUCUUGUCGCGACUCGAAGACUUUCUUUCAGUUCUACAUUCUUACCGUUAUUCGCUACUGCCAAUGUUCAUGUAUUGCCUUGUUGUUUUGUAACUUUGGAAUAUUCAACUAGUGAUGUUGCCCGUUACUAUGUGAAAUUGAAAGCAUUUCUCAUUAAAAGACUUCGUACAGCGAUGUUUAAUUAG